Molecule: messenger RNA, 1632 nt
Organism: Rhagoletis pomonella (apple maggot)
Lineage: Eukaryota; Metazoa; Arthropoda; Insecta; Diptera; Tephritidae
Source: RefSeq, a predicted model, not a curated record
AUGAAUACAACCAGUAGAACCGGCUUGGUACCAGCCAAGAAAAAAGAUUUCAUAUUAAAAAAGAAGCGAAAGAAAUCGACAGACGAGUUACCUAUCAGAUUUGAGGCGAUGCCAAUGGCUUUAUCAUUGCGGCCAUUUGGAGGUCUGUACAAUCCCUUUUCUAAAGGUUGUUCGGUACUUUGCAACCAUCCUGCACCAUCUGGCCUAAAAGAUAUAAUAAGUCAAAUGAAAUCUUCACUGACAGUGGAUGGAAAAAGUGUAAAUCUUCUGAAAGACAAAAACGUUGUAUCACCAAUUAAUGAGCACGAUAACAUACCCGAGGAUCUUGUCCGACGGUACACUGACACAGACUCGCGUCCUCUCACCCCAACGCCAACCGUUACAAGUGUGCACACACGUAACAGCACCAGUUCCUUCAUAAACAAUCGACGCUGCAUAACCCCCGAGUUGGGUAAAAAUGAAAUAAUCAAACGGAAAAAAAUCAUUUUGGAUUUACGACGCACACACUCUCAAGAGACUCUAUACUGGAAACCAUCGUCGGAUAUGUCACAAAGUAUCACAGAUACUAGUGGUAUUAAGCCCAAGAGCGCUGGCGCUAAUGAGGAAAGAAAAAAUAAGCAGCAACGGUUCGAGGAUCAGCGCCCCAACACUUCCCUAGGUAAUGCCCCAGUCACUGAUAGCACUAAAGAAAUGGAAGGGGUGGAAAUUAAAAAUGUACAAACUUGUAUCAAUGAACAGCAUAUAGACGAUGAGGACAUACGACGUGGCAAGAAACGAAAAAAGAUAAAGCCCACGGCGGCUACAACAACAACUACCUUCCAUCUUAGCGAAGAUCCAGAAACACAGGUGGCUGCACUUGGGCCGGAUUCUCUCAAUCCAAGUACUCGUCCCAGUCUCAUACCAAAUGCGGCAAGUUUACUGCCAGGCAAAGAAAAACGAGAAAGCGAACCAGUGCUGUUGAAAGGCAGCUUUCUCACGGAUGAAGCAUUUCACGCCUUGAAAACCGAGUUGGAUAUUGAUGUUAUUGAAAAUACUUUCGAUAGAUAUUUGGGUCGAGCUUUACGCGAAGCAAUCAAGUAUCUGCCAGAAAAGAAACCAAAAGCGAUUCAAAAAGUUGCUGAAAAUCUUGAGACCCCCACAUUCACAUCUCAGUCGAAAUUGCCACGUAAAUUGUCAAAGUCUGCAACCAGAUUCGAUGUACCGUUAGAUCUUAAAUUACUGGAAGAAAUGACGAUUUUGGAUUACCUUGGGCAAUAUGUAUGGGUCUCUAGUCAACGAAAGCAGCUUUUUAAACGUGUUUUCCUACAAUAUUUGCCAACUGAAGUCAAUAAAUCCGAAGAAGUGGCAGAUGCAAAUCACUCAAAAAUGAGUGGAAAUGCCGAUGAAGACUGUAUGCCCAUUUUAAAUGAGUAUGUCGAACGUAGAAUACCAAUGACAUGUUUACCCAAGGCAUUAGAGGACGUUUUAGAAUUCUACGGUACCGAAAAAAAUAUAUCGGAAAUUUUGCGUUUAUUGGAUUAUGAGAAGGAGAAAUCGUCCAAAGAAAUCAAUUUUCGUACAUGGUGCGGUAUUGUAUCUUUUGCAGAACGAUUGGCUCUAGAAAAUCCAACUAGUUCGGAUUCGUGUGACGAG